AUUCUUAAAUUCAGUUUAAUUUUGUCGCUGCAACUUAAAACAUUUAGAAAUUUGUUUAUAUUUAAAGAAAUAAAAAAAUAUAUUGAAAAAUAUGCCGCUUAAAUGGAAUUUUGUUUUUGUGUUCUUUAUAAUUUUAAAUAUUUUUCUGCAUAAAACAGAGGCUUAUCAAGCGCUUUUGCCACCAGGCGAAGAUGGCAAAUGCACUUAUCGCGGUGAUAAAUUGGAAGUGGGUAAACAUACCGGCUCAGGACCCUGUCAGAGUUUAACUUGUCAAGAGGAUGGCUCAACACUAGUAGAGGGCUGCGGCAAACUAUGGAUACAAAACUGUAAUCGUGGAGAACGUGUAGCAGCCGAUAAACCCUAUCCGGAAUGCUGUAAAUUGGUGUAUAAAUGCAAAAAAUCCGAUGGUUCCUCCUACUAUAUAGAACGGGAUGCUGCUGAAUAUCAAUUAAAAACUGAAAAUUCUACGUAGUUUUGAGUUGUUCUC
This is a messenger RNA of Lucilia cuprina (Australian sheep blowfly), 487 nucleotides long. RefSeq lists its product as uncharacterized. The record is from RefSeq and is a predicted model, not a curated record. Lineage: Eukaryota; Metazoa; Arthropoda; Insecta; Diptera; Calliphoridae.